This is a messenger RNA of Suillus subaureus, 2389 nucleotides long. RefSeq lists its product as uncharacterized. The transcript is spliced from 7 exons. The record is from RefSeq and is a predicted model, not a curated record. NCBI's taxonomy places the organism in Eukaryota, Fungi, Basidiomycota, Agaricomycetes, Boletales, Suillaceae. Gene Ontology annotation, molecular function: protein binding. Bases 169 to 1950 code for a protein of 593 amino acids.
AACUGACGAUCAGGUCUACUAUAUGCAAGGUGCUCGCUAAGGAUCUUAAAACCACCGUCAACGUCGAGUCUACAGCACACAAGAGAGCUCACAUUCGCACCGUCACACAUCCAAAAAAUACUUGCUCAUACUCGAUUACUUUACAAUUUCACUGGCGGAGGCAUAGCCAUGGCUUCUGGUACAUCGAGGAAGGCAGCUGCCACGAAACGGAUUCUGACACCAUCAAUGACUUUGGAGGGUCACGAAAAACUAAUUCAAUCCAUAUCCUACUUUCCAGAUGGCCAGCGAAUGAUCAGCGGAUCUCACGACAAGACGACUCGGCAAUGGGAUAUGAAGGCGGGCAAGGAGAUCGAGGAAGCGCGGAAUGUUUGUAAGGUUGAGGUAUGGGCAGUGGCGGUGUCAAGGGAUGGUCGAUGGGUUGUUACUGGUGGCAGAGAUUCCUCUGGCGAUCAUGCAGAACUGAAAGCCUGUAAGGUUGAAACGGGGAUCGUGAGAACAUUCAAAGGGUCAUGGAAGAUCACCUGCAUUGAUAUCUCUGUAGACAACACGCUCCUGGCGAGCGGGGCAGAUGAUUAUACAGCACGGAUAUGGAACUUGGGUACCGGCAAACUCGUGGCUGGUCCAUUCAAGGGCAUUGAAUGGCCGGGCGCAGUUCGAUUCUCAACGGACUCGAAGAAGCUCGCAGUCAAGUCGUGGUUAGGGACGUGCCUUGAGGUCUGGGAUGUCCAAUCACAGACAUUGGAUGUGAGGAGAGGGGUUCCUGGUACUGGACCACUUGCAAAUACGCCGCUUUUCUGGACAAAGAACAACAAAAACAUUAUAGCCCCAUUCAGCUUCCCCGUGCAUCCUGAUAAAAUCAGCACGAUCUACGAGUUUGACGCAUCGACGCUGGAGACUGUUGGAACUCCCUUCGAAGGGCAUACCCAGAAUAUCACUGGUCUAGCACUUUCGUCUGAUGGAGCUCUUCUGGCCAGUGCUUCAAGAGACUACUCUAUCAAACUCUGGGCUAUGGAGUCACGCCAACUCCUCGCUUCCUUCGACGUCCAGAACCCCAUUACUCUUGUCCUCUCACCCGAUUCGUGCAAACUAGUUUACACGACACAGAUGAAAGAUAAUUACAAGAUCUACAUAUGCAAUACUCCGCCCGCCGUCCUUGCUCAGACAAGUGCACGCAAAAAAUCAGUCCGCAGGGAUCUACUCAAUUCCAGUGCAACUCGUCCUCCUACUGGGCGCCGCAGACCAGCAAUAUCUGCCAUACCUAUGCCAUUGAGACCCCCACCUACGAUAAACCCGAAGGAACGCGUUUUCCCGAGCCUCAGCAAACUUCUUCACUUCGCUCCUCGCACAAACGCACUACACUCUGUUCAAAACGAUCAACAUCCGAGUCGUGAUCCCUUAGAUGUCCCUGCUACUUUACCCCUACAAUCCCCUCUCUCUGGGCAGGCCGCAACUCAGAUUGACCGUUUUGAAAUAAGUUCUCUGCCUCCCCCCUCAAACGGAGUCACACAAUUCAUACGACAACACCUUUCUUUCCUCGUGCCAAAACAUAAUCACGCACCAGUCGUCGAAGUCGCACCUGGGCGAAAGUUCACUCGGCUGGCUGCUGCCAAACUACCGGAAUACAAAAAAGUAGAUGAUACCCGAUAUCCAUCUGGCCAGCAAGCUGCCGUGCCACAGCAAAAUGACUCAUCCGACGUCGAUUCACUCCCAGACGUGCAUUGGUGCACAGCAUUCCUGUGCUACUAUUCCUGUUUAUCUCAUGGCGGACUGAGGAUGCCUCCUCGAUGGCGCUUGGAACGCGUUGACAUAGCUCGCCAAAAUGGUGCAACGAAUAGCAGCCAUAGUGGUGCUCCCGGGGUCCAGCACGAGGAAAUUGAAUUGAAAUCGAUGACUCAUCAGUCACAGCCAGAGGCAGGACCAUCUCACCUUGCUGUAGCCACGAAUAUCUAGGGGCGCAGUCUUCAUAAAUGUUUCAUUUGUUGAGCAGUUCAUAUGUUAGGUCUUGCAUAAUUUCGUGAACCAGCCGCCUUGUUUGAACCAACUUCAUGCCCUUUCUUUCGUACGACUAUGGCUUUUGAGUCAACACUGUUUUCGUAGCUGGUUAACUUGGAGUCAAUCUGUUGUUCGUCAUACACACCAUCUUGCCAGCGUUAGCGAGGCACGUGAUGCAAGAUAUCGACAGGCUCUUAAACAAUCCUUGUUCGAGUCCAGGAACUCUUGCUGUCAUCUGCAAUGACCUGUAUGUCUCACUGCGUUUGCCUACAUCUUACUCGCCUUUUUCUGUAGAGUGAUUUAGCAUUAUAGGAAAUGUAAAGGUAAUCAAUAUUGAACGUUGAGGAGCUUAAUAAUAGAUGGUGUGUUUAAAACUUCUAGCGUGAAUGAAUAGAUG